Molecule: messenger RNA, 5336 nt
Organism: Branchiostoma floridae (Florida lancelet)
Lineage: Eukaryota; Metazoa; Chordata; Leptocardii; Amphioxiformes; Branchiostomatidae
Product: RNA-binding protein 15-like
Exons: 1
Coding region: 211-2727 (838 amino acids)
Biological process (GO): regulation of alternative mRNA splicing, via spliceosome
Cellular component (GO): nucleus
Molecular function (GO): mRNA binding
Source: RefSeq, a predicted model, not a curated record
AAAUGUUGAUGAUAGGUAUAUUAUGUCUUGUUUUAUUGCUACAUUUUGCGACUUUUCAUGAAUAAAGAAGAAGCAAGUUUGAUUGUUUACUCUGCGGAUGAAUCUCAUGCCCGAGUCCCGCACGGCAAGCACUUGCGCUUCCCCAACAUGGCGGCCAUGGUUUCUGUAUGAGGAACAUUUUACAUCUUUGACAUCGAAUUUUGCACAAAUAUGAAGCGCCAGCAAGACAGAGAGACUCCCACAAAGAGUAAACGUUCCAGAUCGAGUGCUGAAGGGCGCGAUAGGAGCUCCCGUGAUCGUGGGAGCCCGGACCAUGAGCGUGAGGGCCGGGGAAACAGCAAGGUGAGCUCUCGAAGUAAAGACCGACCCAGUUCCGAGGAAAGGACUCGAGACAAACGCUCCCGUGACGACCGUUCCUACGAAGGAGAGUUUCGCAGGAGCAGUCCCAAUGCCGGUAAGGGUGACAGACUUCCAGAUUACAGGUCUUUGUGCGUCAGUAACUUUGGAUCGCACCUUUCUGAGUCCGCGAUCAGAGACGGUGUGUUCCACGAGUUCAAAAAAUAUGGGGAGAUCAACGUGAAGGUAGGGUUCAGAGGGGACGAGCGCGUAGCCUAUGUCAACUUCCGCUUCCCACAGGAUGCAAAGGACGCCAAGAAAGGCAAGCUUAAGCUCGUCUUGUUUGAUAGAAGCUUGCGUGUUGAGCCUGUGUUCAGUCCGAACAAGUACACCCUCCAUACAAACAAACGGGAACGUCGGAGUUUGACCCCGGAGUUUUCCAGCCCUUCCUACCCUGCCAGCCAACGUGACGGCCGCUCACCUGUCCCUGGUAGAAGGGUCAGCACACGGCAUGGGAGUCUCACACGAGACCUGCCGCCCAGGGAGAGGUUUGAUGAGUUUGAUCCCGGUCCUAGAGGCCGGUUGUAUGCCAACAAUGAUCGUUACCCGUACGACAUGCUACCUGAGGAUGAUCAGAGGGCCACCAGAACCUUGUUCGUGGGGAAUCUGGAGUACAACAUAUCGGAUACUGAGUUGAGACGUGCGUUUGAACCCUUUGGGUAUAUUGAGGAUAUAGACAUCAAGCGACCAAUGCGUGGCCAGGGUAAUGCUUAUGCGUUUGUGAAGUUUACAAACCUUGAUGUGGCACACAAGGCUAAGUUAGCAAUGCAGGGCCAACCUGUUGGUAGGAACCCGUGCAAGAUUGGGUAUGGCAAGGCACUGCCUACAACUUGUCUGUGGGUCGGGGGUCUUGGACCCUGGACGUCACUCGCAGUGUUGGAACGAGAAUUUGACCGUUUUGGAGCAAUCAGGAAAAUUGAUUAUGUGAAGGGUGAUAACCAUGCAUACAUAUUGUACGACAGUUUGGAUGCUGCGCAAGCUGCAUGGACGGAAAUGAGAGGAUUUCCGUUGGGAGGGCCUGACCGUCGUCUGCGUGUUGAUUUCGCCGACCCUGAAGGUGCACUUCGGUACCCAGCAUUUCCCCCUGACCGCCGUCCUCCCGGCCGCGAUGAAUUGAUGGUUGAGUUUGACCACCGUGAUUUAGACCGACGUGGUAGUCGGGGAUUGACACCCCCUCCUAUGUAUGCUAACCGUGGGAAUAGUUUUGAUGACCGAGCCUGGCAUGAUGCACGUAGGGGAGGAUUUCGCCAGUUUGAUGGACGCGGGGACCAUCCCAGGACUAGGGAUGACUGGCAAGAUCGUAACAAUGGUGGAAUCCAUCGUGACAUGCGCGAUUGGGAACAAGACCGGAGCCGUUCGGAUGGGUUGGACGGGGGAAGAAACAGUGGCAGCUAUGGUGACAAGCGGAGACGUUCUCCCAUGGAUAAUUUUGAUUCCCGUGACCGAGAUCAGACUCCAGAGCGCAACAGGAAGCUGCAACAGCGUUCGCGUUCACGCUCGCCCCGUUCUGGUUCUGCCAAGGGUAGCCCCAACAACCGUGAUCGUGGUCGUUAUACGGGAUAUGUAAGUCCUGACAGAAGAGGUUACUCACCAAACCGCAAACAUUCCGUGGAGGAUAACUCCCCCAAGGGCGCUCGAGACUCAAAGCGCCGCCAUUCCCAAAGCAGUGAGGACCGCUUUAUGGACCGGAAUGACAACGACGACCGAGACAGGAUUGACAAAGACCACAAGACUCACCGUCAUGGACGACGACUCGACAGUGCGGAAGAACGUGCCAAGGCCGCUGCUCUGAGAAAGGCAGAGAAUCUGAAUGAAGUGGCAAAACAUUGCUCCGCAGUGUGGAAUGGAGCACUUGUGUUGAAGAAUAGUGCUUUUGGUACCAAGAUGCACCACCUGGGAGGGGACAGCAGCAUCGUGGAGAGUCUCUUGCUCGACAGGACAGCUCAAACACCUGUGCUGAAAAUCACACAGCGUUUGCGACUGGACAUGCCCAAAUUGGAGGAAGUGACUCGAAGGAUUGAGUCCUCCGGGAUGGAGGGGCACUGUCUCCUGUUAGCUUUACCUUCGUCAGGACAGUUUGAGGACCCAACACUGCCAAGCCAACAGCGACCCUUGCGCAAUCUGGUUUCAUACCUCAAGCAGAAGCAGGCGGCUGGAGUCAUCAGUUUGCCUGUGAACGGAGGCAAGGACAAGAACAACGUGGGCGUGCUUCACGCGUUCCCACCCUGCCAGUUUUCUCAGGGCCAGUUACGCCGACUGGCACCCAACCUGCCACAGCACCCAAGUCCAGAGGAUCACUUGGUGGUGAUUAUUGUGCGGGGAUGUGCAUAAAGAUUACCCUGCGGGAGUUCUGCUUGGAUGUAAGAUGUUGUGGCCAACCUGUAGAUGUGUUCAUCAAGUAUCUACCCUACUGUCUUGUGGUGAUUGAUGAAACGUUAUGGCAGUACGAUUUUGUAUUUACAAUCAAGUGCGUAGCAUCGAGUUUUCUUCUCUACAGCAACCACCAGGAUUUAUCAUUGAAUGAAGAACAAACCGAAGUGGAAGUCUUCAAUCGCCAAAUGUGUUAAUUCCCAUGGAAUAACUGUGCAGAGGGAACUGAUUAGAACAGUGUGUUCAAAUGGUUCGAGUGUUGGAACAAGGCAGAGAAAAUCACUGAUUGGAAAUUCUACAUCUGUGUUUCCCACGUGUGUUGUCAAUUUUUCAACUUCUGCUGCAAUUUGUAUGCCCGAGUAGUGGAAAGAGAUCACAUGCGAGGCAUGUCUCCUAUACCUCAUCAAAAUACAGCACCGUAUGCUCACUCUGUGCACAGAAUGUCAAUGCGAGAGUGUAGAAAAUUGUGUCUAAUGGAAGCACAUCAAGAUGAAUUUAGGAAUCACAUGUUAAUUAUCAGAACUGCUGCAACGUGACUUACGGAGUACAAGCUGCAAGUUCAACUUUUGGAAUUCUAUGAUACCUGACAAAAAUUAAAUUUCUUCAAUCGGGACUGUUAACAGCUUUGCAUGCUGUUUGGAGGAUAGAGUCGUGCAACAAGUCAAGGAUUCACACAUUGGAAGUCCAUAUUGGUAACAGAUUAUGCAUCUUAAUCGGGUGUGAAAAUGAAGCUGUAUUCAAACAGGACAUGCAGUGUGGACUGUGGCUAUGGAAGGAAAACUUCUGUGUUAAUGUGUGCCCAAAUCUCAUCACUGUAAAGACGUCUGAUGGAAUUGCAAAAGACUGAAUCUGUGCAACAAAGUGCCUAUCUUGAAAAAGGAAUACAAAUUCUCUCUUGAAAUUGCCCAAACAGCCAAACCAGUUGAAAAAUCUGUAAGCAGAGGACAUUGUGAGCCCUCUGUGUGCCACGCCCCUAAAAUGUUGUCUUAGUACCCUGGCUUCAAAACAAAAGGUGAAACAAAAGGACUAUGGGAAUACUGUAUUGCAAGAUCCAAGUGAAGAUCAGGAAAUUGAGUCGUCAUGCAGUAGGAAAGUGCAGUAAUCAAAGAACUUUGAAACAACAACAUCGUGGAAUGUGACAAUUUACAAGGUGGUGUUGAAGGAAGCAGUUUUCAAAAUCUCAGCAUUAUGGCAGUGUAGAAAAUGGGAUAUCUGGAAUGGAGUUGUAAUACUACUGGAGUAUUUGAUAUUUCUUGAUAUGUAGAGUUCAUGGAGUUUUGAAAGCUUCCUUUAUCACUACUAGUAAAGGUUGUCACAAUGUAUGUUCAAUACAAUUGUACUACUGUAUGAUGAUAUGUACAGCAAGAUGGUCACCAAUGAGGUUGGGCAGGAAGGUGGUGUCUGAAAUGGAAGGAUUACUGUCACAUGCAUAUGAACUAUGUCUUAAGAAUGUCCUGAUUGUCUGUUGCUAUAGUGAUGAUGUUAUAUAGAUCACGUUAUGUAUGUCAGAAUAAGGUUUAUGCAAUACAGUCAUGCAGAAUCUGUGGAAAGUGUACUCUGAAAAUCACACUGAAGGGUAGAUGAAAGAUAUUAUUUUAUGCAACUGACUGUAUUUGUAUACACAAUAACCAGACUGAACAUCCUGAAAAUCAAAGAUCAGGGUCACAUUGAUGUGGGUGUUUACGGUAUUGUUUGUAUCAAGAUGACAUUCAUAAAAAAAAACAAGUCAGAGAAAUCUGAAAACUGCACAAGACUUCUCGGUUUGGUACAUUUGUGUGUACAAAUGUAAGAUUAUGCAAUCCUGGACAAUUGCCACUGACAUUAACAAGCAGGGCUUGGUAUUUUCCCAUCUUUAUGUAUCCACAUGGACUUUUUGUAACAUGAAAUGUUGCCCAUGAAGAUGUACAAUGUAUUUUGCUUCUUUUGUAUGUGGAUGAUAGGACUGUUUGUUCAAUAAUUGAUAUUGUGAGAUUUACAACAAGAUGGGUGGUAUUGAGCAUUGUUAAUAGUCGGAAUUCUCCUGUGUUUUGUACUUUCUCAAAAAUGUACAAUUUUAUGACACAUUCAAUGUUACCUUAUUGGCAACUUUUUACACAUGGUGGUUUGAUACUUUGUCAGUUUCCUUGUGCAAGUACCAUCUUUGCAAUGUGUCGAAGUACAUUCAUUAGACAAGCCAGACAACAAAUUGACUGUUAAUGUACAAGAUUAUUUCACAUGCAGAUGAUACUAAAGAGGCUCAGAUGGAUUGAAAUGAACUGUGAUGGAGUAGUACAGCCUUGUGUAAAACUAGGGUACUGAUGUGGACUGAACCACUGCUAUGAAAGGGGUGAAUGUCUUAAGAAGACAAAUUGUUCUGAAAUGAUGAUCAUGAUGGUUGCUUGUAUAGAGCAUGGAAAUUAUUUUUAGAGACCAAUGGACAUUUUAGUUGGAAGGCUGUGUUUUGUAGGUGUAUUUUACAGGGCUGAAGGUGUGAUGUGUAGGACUUCCUCAAUUGAUCUUGUCCCAAAUGUAAUCAUAGAUCCUUCCUACCCAUCCUAUCCAUAUAGAAAUUAAAGCAUGCAGAUGAGAGA